Molecule: messenger RNA, 2077 nt
Organism: Callorhinus ursinus (northern fur seal)
Lineage: Eukaryota; Metazoa; Chordata; Mammalia; Carnivora; Otariidae
Gene: CHRDL1
Product: chordin like 1
Biological process (GO): negative regulation of BMP signaling pathway; cell differentiation
Molecular function (GO): BMP binding
Source: RefSeq, a predicted model, not a curated record
UCGCCACAACCUGCGAGCCCCAGACCUCGGAGGAGCGCCCCGGGGAGCUCGGAGCGCGUGCACGCGUGGAAGACGGAGCAGGCCAGUGGCCAGCAGCUUGGAUACACCGGGCCCUGAAAGUUUUGAGCAGCCUUUUGCAGCGGUGAAGAUGAGAAAAAAGUGGAAAAUGGGAGGCAUGAAAUACAUCUUCUCCUUGUUGCUGUUCGUUCUUUUCCUAGAAGGAAGCAAAACAGAACAAGUAAAACAUUCAGAGACAUACUGUGUGUUUCAAGACAAGAAGUACAGAGUGGGCGAGAGAUGGCAUCCUUACCUGGAACCUUAUGGGUUGGUUUACUGUGUCAACUGCAUCUGCUCAGAGAAUGGGAAUGUGCUCUGCAGCCGAGUCAGAUGUCCAAGCCUCCAUUGCCUGUCCCCUGUGCAUAUUCCUCAUCUGUGCUGCCCACGCUGCCCAGAAGACUCCCUACCCCCGGCAAACAAUAAGGUGACCAGCAAGUCGUGUGAGUACAACGGGACCACUUACCAACACGGUGAGCUGUUCGUGGCUGAAGGGCUCUUUCAGAACCGGCAACCCAAUCAGUGCACCCAGUGCAGCUGUUCGGAGGGGAAUGUGUACUGCGGUCUCAAGACGUGCCCCAAGUUAACCUGUGCGUUCCCAGUCUCUGUUCCGGAUUCCUGUUGCCGGGUGUGCAGAGGGGAUGGAGAAUUGUCGUGGGAACAUUCUGAUGGUGAUAUCUUCCGGCAACCUGCCAACAGAGAAGCAAGACAUUCCUACCACCGCUCUCAUUACGACCCUCCACCAAGCCGACAGGCUGGAGGUCUGCCCCGCUUUCCUGGGGCCAGAAGCCACCGAGGAGCUCUUAUGGAUUCCCAGCAAGCAUCGGGCACCAUUGUGCAGAUUGUCAUCAACAACAAACACAAGCACGGACAAGUCUGUGUUUCCAAUGGAAAGACCUACUCCCAUGGCGAGUCCUGGCACCCAAACCUCCGGGCAUUUGGCAUUGUGGAGUGUGUGCUGUGCACUUGUAAUGUCACCAAGCAAGAGUGUAAGAAAAUCCACUGCCCCAAUCGAUACCCCUGCAAGUAUCCUCAAAAAAUAGAUGGGAAGUGCUGCAAGGUGUGUCCAGGUAAAAAGGCAAAAGAAGAACUUCCAGGCCAAAACUUUGACAGCAAGGGCUACUUUUGUGGAGAAGAAACAAUGCCCGUGUAUGAGUCUGUGUUCAUGGAGGAUGGGGAGACCACCAGAAAAAUAGCCCUGGAGACAGAGAGACCACCUCAGGUAGAGGUCCACGUUUGGACCAUACGAAAGGGCAUUCUCCAGCACUUCCAUAUUGAGAAGAUCUCCAAAAGGAUGUUUGAGGAACUCCAUCACUUCAAGCUGGUGACCAGGACGACCCUGAGCCAGUGGAAGAUAUUCACCGAAGGAGAAGCUCAGAUCAGCCAGAUGUGUUCAAGUCGUGUGUGCAGAACAGAGCUUGAAGAUUUGGUCAAGGUUUUGUACCUGGAGAGGUCUGAAAAGGGCCACUGUUAGAGAAGACAGACAGUAUUGGAGAGGGUAAAGCAAGAAAACUCAAGCUGCAGCUGGACUGCGGGCUGAUUUUGCUUAAGUCAACAGUACCCUAAAACCCCAAACUCAAAUGCAGUUCAUUAUUCACGCCAUGCACAGCAUAACUUGCUCCUUUAUGUGGAGUGGUGUGUCAGUCCUUAAACACCUCCUGCAAAGGGACUAGAAGAGUCUUGAAUUAUUUGUGGGAGGAGGAGGGCUAGAACACCACAACACUGCUCUAGUUUCUGGGAGAAUCACAUUUCUUCACAGGUUAAAGAGUAAACAAAACCCUAGGGUUUCUAUCUAGAAAGUUACUCCAAUGAAAGGAAACAGAUGAGAAUUUGCUUAGUAGGAGUUGUGUAGUACGGAGAAAAUAUGUGUAUGAAAUUAUACUCUUUGAAUUUUAGGAUGUCUUGUGUUUUUAAGAAAAUAUUAACUCCCCAUCCUCAUCCACACACACACACACGCCUGUGUGCAAGCAUGCACGUGUACGUGCGCACGCACGCACGUGCGCGCACACACACACACACACAC